UUUACUGGGAUUGUUUAUCUGGAAUGAAUUGUUGAUAUCUAUUGGUGAGAGAAUUAAUUGAUAAAUAUUGAAAGUCAGAUGUAGUAAAUAGAGAAUUUUGAAGAGCUCGUAAGUUUUCGAGGGAAAUUUAAAACGUUUUGAUAGUUUAUUUCACUUUGUUCUCACCGGUGGUGAUAAUUAAUUAAUAAUAAAGGGAUGAAGAUGUGGAAUUAUGGCAGAACUUCACGUUUUCGGUGAGAUUGCACACGCCGAAAAUUUCAAUCAAACUGCAUUAUUUUGCAAGUGGAGUUUUCAUGCAGGGAACGGUUGGAAGGUAAUAAAUGGGAACAGCGAGGGUCAAACACAGGAGUGCCAGAAUAUCUUCACAGGAAAACCAACGUGGAGUCAUCCGCUAGAUCUACAUUAUUCAACCCAGUGUAUCCAGGGCUCUCCAAAGCUCUUGCUUCAGGUAUUCUGUCGAGACAAUUAUGGACGUAUCCUGUUCAUCGCCUACGGAAUCUGCCCUGUGCCAUUAACCCCUGGCUUCCACCAGGUCAAGUGUCACACGUGGAAGCCCAUCGGUAACUGGCUGGAUCGUCUCAGAGAUCGUUUUCUUGGUAUGAGUUUGCAGCUGAAGACGCCAAAUCUUCUGACAAAUGGCACCGAUAGAUUCGAGUUACUAACAGAAAGCGUGGGAACCGUGCACCUAGAGUUUCACAUUCUAUCCCAGAACUUCACGAAAUUCGGUUGCUUCCUGUGAUCUCCUGGAAAAAUGUCGUGGAUCUGUUUAAUUCUGCUGCUUCUCGAUUUUUUCCCCCCGACAAUAGAGCAGAGCUCGACAAUCUCCACACUGUGCGACGAUGAGACCUGCACGAAUAGUUCCCUCUCGAAUGAUUCCUUGACAGACUACGACGAUGACAGCCUGAAGACUUUCCUGAACUUCUCGACAUCGAAGGGUUUUCCCUCUCGAGGGACUCCUGAACCCUCAGUGGAUUCAGACGCCAGGAAAAACCCAAUCUCUCUGAGUCCUGGUGGUAACGCCUGCCCCUGCGACUUGAUCCCCUCGACCUGUGACAUAAAUUGCUGCUGCGACCUUGACUGCAGUCCCGACCAGGUUUCAGUUUUCUCCCACUGCCACAACUACAACCAAGCAACGAAGCUCUACGACAGUCGAUACUGCUACAGAACAGAUUUCAUAAAGAAAAAUCGAACCGACUUCAUCCUGGAUCGACUGGCAGAUAAUUUAUUCUGCAUCUCCCACGACAAUUUGCCCCCAUUCUACAGCUCCAUCACGACGAUUGAAGUUAAAAACCGAAAGAACUUCGAGGAGAUUCUACAAUCCAAAGAGAAGGACGACACCAGCCCCCUGUCCUCCAGGUGGCAACAGCCAGAGACCUCCCAUGUUCACCAGGUCACAGUCCCCCACGUCCAUGGGCAUCUACUCAGAAAAUAUGAGAAUAAACUCGUGAAAACUGUGGACAUUCCAGCCUCAGGGUUCACUGGGGUCUGCUCUUCUCGAAGAAGCCUCAGGUACCUGGAGGAAUUCCACUCCCUCUGUCUUCAGGGUGACCUUUCCAACUCCAACGAAUUCCUCUUUCCUGAGACCUUCAAUUUUUCAUUGAUCUCCACCUCGUUCUUCAUGAAAAAUAAUUCCUUCAGAGACUCCCAGUGCCCUAGGAACGCCUGCGUCCCUCUGGAGUUGAUUUUUUGUGAUAACUCCUCGACCUGCAAUCGGACGAUUCCCCUGAAGGCCUCCUGCCAGGGUAACGUCUGCUUCAACGUCGUGAAACGAGUUACCUACGUUUUUUAUCACAAUGGAACAAAAGGCAUUUUGAAAGCCAGAAUUUUCCUGGAGACAGGAAACGUCUCCAGGAGCUAUCACCAGCAUUUCCAGGUGCAGUACCAGUGGAUUGAUGGAGUGCAGGGGAUUCUGAAAAGGAGUGGAAACCCGGGGUAUGUCGUGGGACGACCGAUUAUCAUCGGGAGCUCAUCCACGCUGAAUCUCACGAAAUCUGAUAUUCCCGAUCAAAUCGUAAUUAAUGAAACGAGAAGUGUGAUGACGGUUCCCCUAAGGGGAAAGGACGGGGAAUGUCUCGAGGAAGAGCUUGUCGUGGGCUUUGGGGAGGACCUCAUGUCCAGGUGCAGUAUCUCCUUACCAACGAGGGAUUUCUCUUCGAAAUCCUGUGUCCAACUACAGGAGAAGAUUCUGGGAAAAUUGUUUGGGGACACUCUGGUGAAUAUUUCUCAGGUUGAGCAGUACAAAGUGCACAUAUCCAAGGCCAGCAAUACCUCUGGCAACGCCACGCAGUGGGUCCAGGUGCUUUUGAAUAAAAUCCCUCGGAAUAAUGCCAACGCUGAGGUGUCUGGGGACCGAAUCAUUUGUGCCAGGGUCUUGCGGUCUCUCAGGAUUGACGUGAUGUUCUCGGUUUUACCGAAAAUCGAUGACGAAGAACAUUACAAGAUCGCCGGGGUGGGUGUCACCCUCGGGGACGUCAACAAUUUGCAGUGGGGCAAAUGCAGGGGUGAGGGCUGUGUCGACUGGCUGAGGGCAGAGGUCAUCACUUAUGUGGUGUUUCAUGAUGUCUCGGCUCCUUCGAUGUAUUAUUAUGCUGGUGGACCGAAUCUGGAUAUCAGUCUGCCCUACGACUUUUUCUAUCCUUUCCUCAGUGGAGGAACCUACAGUGGAGCUCAGGAUCUCGAGAUCAGAAGGUUUUAUCAGUACAGCUUUUGGAUUUUUCUGGUCGAUGAGUAA
Molecule: messenger RNA, 2731 nt
Organism: Fopius arisanus
Lineage: Eukaryota; Metazoa; Arthropoda; Insecta; Hymenoptera; Braconidae
Product: tectonic-3
Exons: 4
Biological process (GO): cilium assembly
Cellular component (GO): ciliary transition zone
Source: RefSeq, a predicted model, not a curated record